AUGGCUACCCUGACGACGAGCUCAACAGCGCGAAUACUUCAUAAUCACGAGAAAUUCACAGUAACAAGACGCGCUGGCGGUUGUGCCUUCUUCCGACCUCCAUGUCCGGCGCGCAGAACUCCAAGAAUCGUUUGCAUGGCGGAACCUUUCUUGAUAGCAAAGCUUCAAUCUGCUGAGAAGACAUGGAAGGACUUAUCGGUCAAGCUUGCCGACCCAGACGUUGUUUCAAAUCCUAGCGAGUACCAAAAAUUGGCACAGUCAGUGGCAGAGCUUGAUGAUGUUGUGUCGACAUUCAGGAGGUUCAAGGAUUGUGAGAAUCAGUUAGAAGAGACAAAAGCUCUCUCAAAAGAGGUUGGAGAUGACAACGAUAUGGCAGAGAUGAUAGCAUCUGAAACUGAGUCUUUAUCUAGGGAACUCAAAGAGCUCGAGGAAAAGCUUAAGUUAAUGCUUCUUCCUAGCGAUCCGCUCGAUGCAAGAAAUAUAAUGCUUGAAGUAAGGGCUGGGACUGGUGGUGAUGAAGCUGGGAUUUGGGCUGGUGAUCUUGUUCGCAUGUAUGAAAAGUAUAGUGAGCAGAACUCAUGGAGGUUCUCCGCUGUGUCGAGCUCUGAGGCUGAAAAAGGCGGAUUCAAAACCUAUGUGAUGGAGAUCAAGGGAAAGCGUGUUUAUAGCAAAUUAAAGUAUGAAUCUGGUGUCCAUCGAGUUCAACGUGUUCCUCAAACCGAAACACAAGGUCGAGUCCACACAUCCACCGCAACAGUAGCAAUCAUGCCUGAGGUGGAUGAAGUUGAGGUGGUGAUUGAUCCAAAAGAUAUUGAGCUUUCGACAGCAAGAUCUGGUGGCUCUGGAGGGCAAAAUGUCAACAAGGUGGAGACAGCUGUAGAUCUUGUUCACAAACCAACAGGAAUCCGCAUCUUUUGUACCGAAGAAAGGUCACAAAUGCAGAAUAAACACCGCGCCUUCCAGCUUCUGCGUGCAAAACUGUACGAGAUUCAAUUAAGGGAGCAGCAAGAGAAGAUUAGGAGUCAGAGAAAAUUACAGGUUGGUACUGGUGCUCGUGCUGAGAAGAUUCGCACAUACAACUACAAGGACAAUCGGGUAACUGAUCACCGGUUAAAGAUGAACUAUGAGCUGACUUCUUUCCUUAACGGAGCAAUAGAGGAUGCAGUACAGGCUUGUGCAGCUAUGGAGCAGAAGGAGCUGCUGGAGGAACUGGCAGAGUCGGUAGCCUCACCUGUUAGCUGA
Linum trigynum is the source of this 1242-nucleotide messenger RNA. NCBI's taxonomy places the organism in Eukaryota, Viridiplantae, Streptophyta, Magnoliopsida, Malpighiales, Linaceae. The record is from the annotation of a GenBank genome assembly.